GGGAGUGUUUCCCGAGGAGGGGGCGGCCAUGGCAGCUGCGCGGCGGCAACGGCGGCUGCGACGGAGCGCGCGCCCGGCUUUGAAUGAGCGGGGCUGGGACUGAACGGGCGGAGCGCGAGCUCGGGGAAGCGACCGGCAGCGCGCGUGCGCGCGCCUUGUGUGCGCGCGCGGCCCGCGGCAGCUCGGAGCCUCCGCCGGGCGGGCGGGGAGGGGGAGGGGCAGGUUUUGAUUCCCACCAUGGCUAUUACACAGUUUCGGUUAUUCAAAGUUUGUACCUGCCUAGCAACAGUAUUCUCAUUCCUAAAGAGAUUAAUAUGCAGAUCUGGUAGAGGACGGAAAUUAAGUGGAGACCAAAUAACUUUACCAACUACAGUUGAUUAUUCAUCAGUUCCUAAACAGGCAGAUGUUGAAGAGUGGACAUCCUGGGAUGAAGAUGCACCCACAAGUGUAAAGAUUGAAGGAGGGAAUGGGAAUGUGACGACACAACAAAAUGCUUUGGAACAACUGGAACCUGACUAUUUUAAGGACAUGACACCAACUAUAAGGAAAACUCAGAAAAUAAUUAUUAAGAAGAGAGAACCAUUAAAUUUUGGCAUCCCAGAUGGUAGCACAGGUUUCUCUAGUAGAUUAGCAGCUACACAAGAUAUGCCUUUUCUUCAUCAAUCUCCUGAAUUAGGUGACUUAGAUACCUGGCAGGAAAAUACCAAUGCAUGGGAAGAAGAAGAAGAUGCGGCCUGGCAAGCAGAAGAAGUUUUGAGGCAGCAGAAGAUAGCAGACCGAGAAAAGAGAGCGGCGGAACAACAAAGGAAGAAAAUGGAAAAGGAGGCACAGCGGCUGAUGAAGAAGGAACAAAACAAAAUUGGUGUGAAGCUUUCAUAGCAAAUGCUCUUCACAUGUCAUAGUGCCAGGAGGAGAAAUGGGAGUUCCACAACUCAAGCAACAUUUCGAGGGAUUUCAGAGUAUUUUCAAGAAUACAAACACAUUGCUUGGUUUUAUUGCAUUCAUCUGGCCAUCUAGGACACCAGGAUUCUCUCAAAGUACCUUGAGCUCUUAGUGAUUGAGACUCAAAAGAAGAAAAAGACCUUUGAGGCAAUAUUUUUUUCAACAUGCUCCAAGUGUAAGACAAUUGUUUGCUGUAGAGAAAUUAUUACAAAUGGAAUAUACCAGUACCUCUUCUAGCUAGUGUUUCUAGCUGAAUAAAUGGGUGUAAAUAAUUUUAUGGUGGGAAAGAACUCUGCUCUCUAUAAUGCUUUCCUUCAUUGUGCAUAAUGAUAAAAUAAAUAAUUUUAAAUAUUUUUUUGUUUCCAUGAUUAUCUGACCUAAAUCAGACAAACCGCAGGGCUUUAACUUCUUUAUUUUUGUUGUCAGAAGCUGGUGUUGACAUACAUUUCCUCUAAAUUGAACUGGUAUUGUUUAUGUUUAAUAUGACAUUAAGGGAUUUGAUGACUUUGGUUUUCAAGAAAAUCACAUUAAAUGCAGUACUUUUAUUUAUCAUAUAUUUUAUACAUCAUUGUUUCUUUUAGACGGUGUUGUAAUGUUAUACAUAUUUGUAAUUUAUAUUGCAUGUAUAAAUUGGAAAUCAGCAAAAUGACAAAUUUGCAUUAUUAUAACUUGUGAGUUUUAAAAACUAGUAUUAGUAGUUUUUCCCUUUUGUUAGGGAUUUUAAGAUGUUACAGUGUUUUAAGUACCUUAGUCCCUUGCACAAAAGCCAUUAAAUUCCAAAUGCAGAAAGCCUUCAGUUCUAAAAUUUCAAAGCUUUUAGGUGAUUUCUGUAUCAAUUUUAUAUAUCUGACAUAAUGCAUUUCACCAUGUUGUUGGCUAAGAUAAUAUUAUCGAUUCAUUAAAUUUCAAACUGAGA
Messenger RNA from Acinonyx jubatus (cheetah), 1858 nucleotides. RefSeq names its product estrogen receptor binding site associated antigen 9 (gene EBAG9). The coding region runs from base 238 to 879 and encodes 213 amino acids. Gene Ontology annotation, cellular component: secretory granule. The record is from RefSeq and is a predicted model, not a curated record. The transcript is spliced from 7 exons. NCBI's taxonomy places the organism in Eukaryota, Metazoa, Chordata, Mammalia, Carnivora, Felidae.